Histoplasma capsulatum G186AR is the source of this 1591-nucleotide messenger RNA. RefSeq names its product glucosyltransferase Alg8. Gene Ontology annotation, biological process: protein N-linked glycosylation. The record is from RefSeq and is a predicted model, not a curated record. Gene Ontology annotation, molecular function: dolichyl pyrophosphate Glc1Man9GlcNAc2 alpha-1,3-glucosyltransferase activity. Gene Ontology annotation, cellular component: endoplasmic reticulum membrane. Lineage: Eukaryota; Fungi; Ascomycota; Eurotiomycetes; Onygenales; Ajellomycetaceae. The coding region runs from base 77 to 1591 and encodes 504 amino acids. The transcript has 6 exons.
AGUACCGAAGUGUUCUGUUCCUGAUUUUGUGAAUAAUCAUUCUUGACCUUGCGCCAUCCAUUCACAAUCAUGUCCUAUGGCUAACUUUUACCCCUCGCUGGCGCAAUGCGCUAUUGUUGCUACCGCGUUCAAGGUCACCCUUUUUCCAGCGUAUAAGUCCACUGAUUUUGAAGUCCACCGUAAUUGGCUGGCGAUCACGCAUUCUCUCCCUGUGGACAAGUGGUACUACGAGAAAACUUCCGAAUGGACACUCGACUACCCACCGUUUUUCGGUGUGCUGGAGUGGCUGCUCUCGCAAGUGGCCGUCCUUGUUGAUCCGGCGAUGCUGAAAGUGGACAAUCUCAACUAUGACUCCUGGCAGACGGUUUAUUUCCAGAGAUGCUCUGUCAUUGCGCUGGAGUUUGUUCUUGUAUAUGCACUUCAUCGAUAUAUCCAAUCGGUGGAAGUGGGGAGCAAACGGCUCGCGCAUGCAGCCGCGCUCUCCAUCCUCCUAUCCCCCGGCCUUCUCAUCAUCGACCACAUCCAUUUCCAAUACAACGGAUUCCUCUACGGGCUUCUGAUCCUCUCGCUCGUCCAGGCCCGCAAGCAAUCCACCCUCCUCUACAGCGGGAUCACAUUUGCCAUCCUCCUCUGCCUGAAGCAUAUCUACCUCUAUCUCUCACUGGCGUAUUUCGUCUACCUCCUCCGGGUCUACUGCCUGCACCCCAGGUCGCCGUCGAUCUUCCGUCCCAGAUUCGGCAACAUUUUCAAGCUGGGCGUCGGGGUGUUGGGCGUUUUUGGCGCUGCGUUUGGACCCUUUUUCUACUGGGGUCAGCUGGGCCAGCUGAAGGCCCGACUGUUUCCGUUCUCGCGUGGGCUGUGCCAUGCGUAUUGGGCGCCGAAUGUAUGGGCUAUGUACUCGUUCGUGGAUCGGGUGCUUAUUUUAGUCGCACCACAUCUUGGCCUCAAAGUUGAUUCAAGUGCGUUGGGAAGCGUCACUAGGGGGCUUGUGGGAGACACCUCCUUCGCCGUGCUCCCCGAAGUGACCAAAGAACACACCUUCACCCUGACCCUCCUCUUCCAACUCCUCUGCCUCGCCAAGCUCUGGCUCCAGCCAGACUGGGACACCUUUCUCGGCGCCGUGACGCUCUGCGGCUACGCGGCGUUCCUCUUCGGCUGGCACGUGCACGAGAAGGCGAUCCUGCUCGUGCUCAUCCCCUUCAGCCUGCUGGCGCUCCGGGACCGGCGCUUCUUCAGCGCCUUCCGCCCGCUCGCGGUGGCGGGCCACGUGUCGCUGUUCCCGCUGCUCUUCACGGCCGCCGAGUCCCCGCUCAAGAUCGUCUACACGGUGUUCUGGCUGGUGCUGGUGCUGUCUGCGUUCGAGCGGCUGGCGCCGGCGCCGGUGCGGCCGCGCGUGUUCCUGCUGGAUCGGUUCUCGAUCCUGUACGACAGCGUGGCGAUCCCGCUGGUCGUGUACUGCUCGUUUGUGCAUGGGGUGGUGUUUGGCGGGGGGCGGUAUGAGUUUUUGCCGCUGAUGUUUACGAGUUCGUAUGCGGCGCUGGGGGUGGUGGGGAGCUGGGUGGGGUUUAUGGUUGUUUAUUUUACUGCGUAG